AUGUCAUCAUCGGAGGUCCCCUGCCCCGCAUGCAAAUGGACCCCAGAUCAGCAAAGACGCUGCGCCUACGAGAGUAGCGUGCGCCUCUUCCACGGAGCGAGCAGUCGGGGCUACUGGGCCCUCGGCUCAAAGUUUCUUCUCAAGGAGCGCGAGAAAGACCCCCCUAGCCAUGAGGUCAUCAACACCCACUUUAUCAAAGACAAUACCACCAUCCCCGUUCACAAUACCCUACAGGAGUGGACCGAGGGCAAGAAGUAUUUCCAGAUCGUCGAGCGGGUGCCUGGAGUACCGUUAGAGGAUAUCUGGUCGUCAAUCCCACAACCCGACCGGGAAAGACUCGCUCGUCAGACUGCGGAGUAUUUGGGGCAGCUCCGCUCGCUCCACUCCGAUAAGAUGGAGUGUCUCCAUGGCCAACCGGUUCAUUGUGCUCAUCUGUUUAUGGGUGAAGAUUAUGGGGUUAUGCAUGGCCCACUAAACACAGUCGAGGAGCUGUGGGAGGCUUUGGCGAUAUCGUUGAGUGACAAAGUACCGGAAGUCGUUAGAUCGCGGCUCCGUAACACCAUGCCUUCUCCUCACCCGUGGACCUUUACCCACGGCGACUUGACCAACUGCAACAUUAUUGUGGACCCAGCCAGCUUCGAAUUGAACGCUCUGAUUGACUGGGAGCGCUCGGGGUAUUUCCCUGUGUGGUGGGAGUUUACAGGGGCUGGAUUUGGGUUCGGCGAGGGAGACUUAGAGUGGAAGCGUUUGCUACUGGAAAAUUUGACGAAUUAUAAGGAGGCUUAUACAUGGUUCCGAAAUUUUAGGUCGUUCGGGUCACGCUUGAGUGACUCAGAGACGCGAUUGAAGUUUUUGAAGGAAUGUGGUAUCGAAGAAGAUAUAAAUAUCUAG
This is a messenger RNA of Penicillium vulpinum, 891 nucleotides long. RefSeq names its product phosphotransferase family protein. The transcript has a single exon. The coding region runs from base 1 to 891 and encodes 296 amino acids. Lineage: Eukaryota; Fungi; Ascomycota; Eurotiomycetes; Eurotiales; Aspergillaceae. The record is from RefSeq and is a predicted model, not a curated record.